Molecule: messenger RNA, 1740 nt
Organism: Penicillium soppii
Lineage: Eukaryota; Fungi; Ascomycota; Eurotiomycetes; Eurotiales; Aspergillaceae
Product: putative C6 transcription factor RosA-like
Exons: 4
Coding region: 1-1740 (579 amino acids)
Biological process (GO): regulation of transcription by RNA polymerase II
Molecular function (GO): DNA-binding transcription factor activity, RNA polymerase II-specific; zinc ion binding
Source: RefSeq, a predicted model, not a curated record
AUGGUCGGUCCAGGCGGUGGUCCACCACGCAAGAGCCACACCAAAUCCCGCAACGGUUGCAAAACAUGCAAGAGAAGACAUAUUCGAUGCGAUGAGACUUUCCCGCAAUGUCGCAAUUGUACAAAACACAACUGCCGCUGUGACUACCAGGACACAGCUGCCGCUCAAAGGGCCAGUCCACCCGCACCACGCCGCGGUCCGGACCUCCUCAUGUCGCCAGAAAUCGAGACGGAAAUAGAGAACUGGCAUAGAACGGGGGUACCUCCAUAUCCCGAACUUUUGCAGUGUCCGCGCUCAGGCUGGUUGGGAUUGUCGCGCUCUGAUUUACGCCUGAUUCAUCAUAUUAUUGGGCUUUCUAUUGAUCUGCAUCGUCGUGGAUUAAGUAGUUGCACCGUAUGGGCUCAGAAAAUGCCCAAUUUCCUUGCGAUUGCGUUGGGUAGCGAGUUUGUGAUGAGCGCUAUUUUGGGCUUGUCUGCCUUUCAUCUUGGUUCCCUCACACGGAACUCGGACACUAAACAGUUGGCUUUCCGUCACAAGGCCACUGCGCUUCAAGGGCUACAGACUGCCCUUGGGUCUUUUUCCAAAGCGAAUUGUGAUGCAAUCCUUGCGGCUUCCGUUCUUUUAUCGUGGCAAGCGACAGAACAUCAAAGUUGGGCGUCUUUACAGCAUGGAAUUUCAAGCGUCCUCGAAUCCAUGCAUCCAUAUUGGAAGCAAGAUUCAGAUCUCGCACAGUUUAUAGAAAACCAGCGAGCACUACACACGACAGAUCCCUCAAUCACCGGGGCCUACCAACCUCUCGAUGAAGACAUGCUGCAUCUAGAUCAAACAAUCCAGACCCUACGAAUCACUCAAGAGCGAGUAUCCCACAACCUUGAGCACUCGCAGCGCCUGGGCGAGCUCAUCGAAUUCACACAACAAUUUCGUGACGACUUCCCCAGCCAAACGUCCGAAGAAUCAUUCGAGUGCAUCCAAACCCUCCGCCGCUGGCUUUUCUGGCUUCCAGCCUCCCUCCUCCGAAGUGGUGACUCGGACAUCAACGCCCUCCCAAUCCUUGCCCAAUUCUUCGCAGUCGGUAUCUCCCUCGACAUCUUCUUUCCAGAGCUAGGCGGCGCAUAUUUGGGCGCUCUUUCUGUCGGUCCCAUUGAAGAAAUCUACCGCAUAAUCGCCACCCACAGCGCAACAGACCCCUUCAACGCCGAACUCCGCCUUGCCCUUACAUUGAUGGACCUACCCCGUGGGAUUGUCGCCCGCUACCGCGGCCGUCUCCCAUGGUCCCCUCGCUCAUCGGUCGACCAAUACUCCCCCGGCCCUCCGAGCCCCUACCACCACAAUCCGCAUGAAUACCCCUUCGUCGCCUCUUCUUCUCCUGCUUCUGCUUCACCGUCAUACCCCGCCUAUACCCCUCCUCUGCAUUCCCCUCCUGCUGUCGCAGUUGCCAACUCUCCAUUCCACCUCCCAGAUGGCUACGUUCCAGCGGCCCCUUCUCAUUCUUUAUACCCGCCUUCCCCACAUCUCAUCGACACCCACGACCCUCACCUCAGCUUAUCAGAAUUGAGCCACAGCCAUGCGCAUUCAGGCUCGAUACCACAUUCCUCGGUAUAUACCCCGCCAUAUAGCAGCGAGUUGUGCACCGAGAUGCCACGAGUGGACGGCACACUGGGUCUUAAUAUGGAGCUUUAUUCGCAGACACACCCCUUUGAGAUUCCGGGGUUGGCUGCUCCCGCUUCUCUUUGGACAUGA